CUUAUUUUAUCGUUAAACCUGAACUCGAUCAAUAUGUCUGGAGUCAGUAGUGAUCAGCUGCACAAAUCAACUUUAUCUGUCUAUUCGAACUUGAUGGAGCACUUCAACCCGGGCCUUCAGAAGCUCGUUGCUCUUGGAAACAGCUACAUCAAGGCCUUUCAAGCCUUAGGCGUUUGCAGUGAGGCCUAUUUCAGCGCUGUGGCUAAGAUGGGCGACCAGGCACUUCACACACUUUCAUCUCGCUCCCUUGGGGACGUCCUGAUCCAGAUUUCAGAAACACAGAGGAGGCUCACUGCAGAGAUGGAGGGAGUGUUUCGAUGGUUCCAGAUAGAAGUGUUGCAAGCAAUGGAGAAGAAUAUCAAGUUGGACGAGGAGUAUAUCGAUGGCAGUCGCAGAGUGUACGAGCUGGAAGUAAGAAACCAAGCAGAGGCUUUGGAGAAGCAGCUCAGACGGGGAACCUACAGAGACUCUCUGGAGAACAGUGAAUACAUGCUGUACCUGCGGCAGAGCCAUCAGGAGAUCUUAAAGGAGGAGGAGAGGAGGUAUCGCUUCUUGGCGGAGAAACACUGUGGCCUCACUCAGUCACUGCUGUUCCUAAUUAACAAGACUGGUGCAUCUCUCCAGCAGAAGGCAGACGGAUGGAAGGAGAAAGUGAACGACACCAAAGUCUCCAGAUCUCGAACACCCACCCAUUCGGAGCAAGAGGCACAGCUGCGAGGUUCAGUGAGCUCCCUCCUGCAGACAGUAGCCAGAGAUGAGGAUAUGUCCUGGGCCAGGCGGGAGCAGCAGGCACUGGGCAGAGUCCCUUCUAGAGCACCGUCUCCCCUCCCCAGCCGCUCUCGCUCCAGUUCAGUGGGGGAAUCUUUAGGCCUGGGAGGAGGGAGAGUCAUGAGAGCGCUGGUCUCUCAUCCCUCCUCAUCCAACCCAAAGCUCCUGCCUUUCAACAGGGGUGAAACUGUUAUCGUCCUGGUCCAGGAGCCACGCAACGGGUGGCUGUAUGGGCGCACUGACAGCAGCCUGCGUCAGGGCUGGUUCCCUGCUGCAUACGUGGCCCCUAUUGAGGAUUUCUCCAAUAAUUUAGCAACAAGUGGCAGUUCUCUAAGAAGUCACAGUAUGAACAAUCUGAAUGACAGUGACACGUACGCCGACCAGUCAGAGAGCAAGAGUUAUGGAGACGUCCCACCCCCGGCCACACCCAAUCGUAGAGCCUCAGUGGACUUCAGGCCUAUCUCUCCACUCCCUGAGAAGAAGGGAGAAGAGGCGUUGGAGACGAAGCCGAGUCAAACAAGGAGCUACAAUGAACAUCCACUUCCUCCCCCACCGCCUCCCCCUCCACCAAUUCAGAAUGCAAGGAGGAGUUCAGGAGAUUUUCGGCCCACCUCUCCACUAACUGACAGAAAGGGUGGAGCAGCAUCUGACGUCCAGGCAUUAUCACCACAUGGACCCCAUGAAAACCCACUGUUUCCCAGAGGCACAAACCCAUUCGCCACGGUAAAGCUUCGUCCCACGACGACCAAUGACAGAUCUGCUCCUCAGAUCCAUUAAUCCAUUGGCAGUCGUGCAUGCAGGGUUUGUUACUGAUGCUGUGAGAUCAGGAUGUGGAGGCAGGACAUACAUUUUUGGUAGUGAAUGACGUGACGUGUCUGAAAUGUGAAUGCUCUGAGUGAAAUGGCCAGAAGGUUUGUACAGUUUUAACAUAAGGUAUAUCCCAUACCAAAGAAGAUACUGUAAUACACAUAGAUUAAAGAUUAAAACCAUUAAGUUGAUCAUAGAAUUAAUUCAGACAGGGCACAAAGACAAGCUGAGCUGAGCAGUCUCAGCCCACAUUAGCUCAUAGACAUCCCUUUAAUAAUUUCAUAUAAGGAACACUGAUUAACCUUUGAGUGACUAAUUUUUAGUUGUAAAAACUUCCUACUAUGAACUUACCUACAGUUAUGGUAAAUUGUAAGGUUUUAUAUAUCAGGACAGGGUAAAACUAAUCUGGUCCUUACCAGGUUUUAAAA
This is a messenger RNA of Oreochromis aureus, 2003 nucleotides long. It is a transcript of the gene baiap2l2b, whose product is annotated as BAR/IMD domain containing adaptor protein 2 like 2b. Gene Ontology annotation, cellular component: cytosol; nucleoplasm. The transcript is spliced from 14 exons. The coding region runs from base 34 to 1545 and encodes 503 amino acids. Gene Ontology annotation, molecular function: protein binding. The record is from RefSeq and is a predicted model, not a curated record. Gene Ontology annotation, biological process: actin filament bundle assembly; positive regulation of actin filament polymerization; actin crosslink formation. Lineage: Eukaryota; Metazoa; Chordata; Actinopteri; Cichliformes; Cichlidae.